This is a messenger RNA of Cottoperca gobio, 1864 nucleotides long. It is a transcript of the gene tmem11, whose product is annotated as transmembrane protein 11. The transcript has 2 exons. Gene Ontology annotation, biological process: inner mitochondrial membrane organization. Gene Ontology annotation, cellular component: mitochondrial inner membrane. The record is from RefSeq and is a predicted model, not a curated record. Lineage: Eukaryota; Metazoa; Chordata; Actinopteri; Perciformes; Bovichtidae. Bases 111 to 674 code for a protein of 187 amino acids.
AGUAGUCCGCAUUCGGGUCGAAGUGAUGCGUCGGCUACGUUGACACACUACAAUACCCAGAAGGCCGAGUGCUGUCAUACGUCAACUGCAAUCAGGGUUGUAUCUCCAACAUGGCGUCGCUGGGAAGGAGGCGCGGUGUCCCAGUAAGCAGGGAGAGGGGAGUGAUGGCGGCGACAGAAUGCUACAUUGUGCACGAGAUCUACAAUGGAGAGAAUGCACAGGACCAGUUUGAGUAUGAGCUGGAGCAGGCACUGGAGGCACAGUAUAAAUACAUUGUCAUUGAGCCCACACGCAUCGGAGAUGAAACGGCCCGUUGGAUUACCGUGGGCAACUGCCUGCACAAGACGGCCGUGUUGUCAGGCACUGCUUGCCUCCUAACGCCACUUUCACUGCCCAUUGAAUACUCGCGCUAUGUGGCGUUGCCCGCUGGCGCCUUCAGUGUGGCCUGUGCUGCCCUCUAUGGGAUUUCAUGGCAAUUUGACCCCUGCUGCAAGUACCAGGUGGAAUACGACAGCCAAAAACUCUCGCGGCUGCCCCUGCAUACACUCACCUCCUCGACGCCCGUGGUAUUGGUACGCAGGGAUGACGUCCACAGAAAGAGACUCCAUAAUACGAUAGCACUGGCUGCCCUGGCAUAUUGCGCCAAGAAGAUCUACGAACUCUAUGCGGUAUGAGUGCACUCUGAAGAGGGUUUAAGAAGCAACAGAAAAAAAAGGAAAAACAAACAAAAAAACAGAACCUAUCCAACCCCAGAUGUAAGAAAAGUGGAAGUCCCGAUCAGACCCAGCAGUUAGCUCCACACAUGUGGUGGGUGCUUCCAUUUUGAACUUUGAUCAGAGGGAUAUAGUUAAGACUAGAAGGAAUUGUUUUUUCCCUUUACAUUUUCUUUACUUCUAUGUGACAACAACAGCACACUUAUCUCCUUAGUACCCUUGCGCAUCCUCCCCUGCGCCCUCAACUUGGUAUCCUUGACACACAAGCAAGUGCACAAGGGUACGGCAGCAGUUCCUCUGGAUUGAAUUGUAUUGCAGUUGAAAAGGACCGACAUGUUUUGAGUACUGAGCUCUUUCCCCUUUCCCUCGUAGUUUUACUGUACCCCUUUCUUGCUGAUCAGUACAUCACCCUUUCAUUAAACAUUAGGAUAUUUCAAACUAACUUUUCUGUAUUUUAUUUUACUUUUUUCAUUAAAUGGAUUCUAAAUGAUGUCCAGAAAAAAGCAAAUAGCUGCAACUUAUUUGAGAUUGUGUCUUGUUCAUGUAGAUAUUCUUGUUUAAAAGAGUGUAAGAAAGAUCUUAUGUGACAAUGCUGUGGCUCAAUGUCCUCUUUUGAAACUACAAAAAUACUUACUUUUGGAAAAUCACAUUUCACACAUGCUUCUAAUAAUGUAUAUUACAUUGACAUCAAGCCGAACCCUCAUAAUUGAAAUUAAAAUAUAUUUGACACUAAAGAUAACAAUUGCACUGCAAAUUAUAAAUUCAUACUUUCUUGUAUAUGUUUAUCCAAUGGUGCUUGUUAUGAGUUGCUGUCGAGAUCAGAAGUUUUAAUUUGGGGUCCCAGGAGGAGGUAAAAGUAUGGACGAAGUGCGGGAUGAGUUGUGAUAUAACAAGAGACUUGCAAGAAUUGAAUAAUAAAGUGGAAUACAAAUGUGAAUUAUUUGAAUACCAAGAGUCAAAGUAUUCUUGUUAGGGUCACUGAUUAAAAGUACAUGCUAUAUAAAUGUCAGUUACAAGUAGAAUAAGGAUUAUUGACUUUGCCAGCAGGACUUGAGCAAAUUAACAUCUGUUCAUAAAGAGUUUCCUAAAGAAUUUUGUGUAAAUCCAUUAAAGGUCCAUCAAACAAUGUAUCAAAUAAAUUGUAAACUUAC